GUAAUAAUUUUCUUGCAAAGCGUAAAAUCUGCAUUUGCAAAAACUCUGUUGAUUGUCACUUUGGCAUUGUAUUUAAGCGUUGUUAAGGAUUUUAAAUGGAUUUUAUGCUAAAUGCUAUAGAUAAAAAUCGAUUUUUAUUCAAAUUACCAUAUUGCAAGGUAAUUGCAAGAAGAGUAGACAGAAUUUAAUUUACAUCGAAAGCAGCUGUAAAAAUAGACACUGAAAACAAAGAAAAGUCGCGACCGUUUCUUUUGUGAACGAACUUUUGAAAGAAAUGUCAAUAUUGAUUUUGUUAAAUUUUAUCUCUAUAUCUCAAUUUCUGUUGUGAAGAACUGCCGUCAAAGUUGUUGAAAAUAUAAAAACCUGUUAUAUUAUUGGUUUUCAGUUCGCGUUAUAUCAAAACCGGUUUGAUUAUCUGUCACUUGGCUGUCUUUUGGAAAACAAACCUGUUGUAAGCAAGUAUGAUAUAACUUUAUCUUCUCAGACAAGCGCCACAGAUGUGCUUAAAGCCAUGGGCGCGAUGCCCAGUGGAUUUCGUUCAACUACACUCGGAAAAAUGGCGAAAGAAGAAAACUGGCAAACUAGCUCUUGGGUGAUGCCGAAACUAAGUCAGUCUAAUGUAGCUUAUCGAGACAUAACUUGGGAUCCCGUCAACAAACAGUUACGGCCAAGAACAGCUAAAAGCAACAGAAUAUUCCAGGUCCUGAGUGCAAGAAUGGUUCCUUUACCAGGUUCAGGUAGAGUAUGGAAAGUUUUCUUCGCUCCACUUAUUUUACCUUACUGGACACUACUUAUAACAUUAAUAUGCCCUGAACUUGGUUCCUCUCCCGCAACUGCCCUUGCCACCGUUCUUAAUUUAUCUGACUUAUUCUACUUGCACCUUUCUGUGCACUAUUAGUUAUUAAUUAGAUUUAUUGUAAUUCUAUUAAAUUUUAGAUCUUUUUAUGUUUUUUUU
Messenger RNA from Orbicella faveolata, 955 nucleotides. RefSeq names its product nephrocystin-1-like. Lineage: Eukaryota; Metazoa; Cnidaria; Anthozoa; Scleractinia; Merulinidae. Gene Ontology annotation, molecular function: protein binding. Gene Ontology annotation, cellular component: cytoplasm; cilium. The record is from RefSeq and is a predicted model, not a curated record. Gene Ontology annotation, biological process: protein localization involved in establishment of planar polarity.